Seriola aureovittata is the source of this 4161-nucleotide messenger RNA. RefSeq names its product actin binding LIM protein family, member 2 (gene ablim2). NCBI's taxonomy places the organism in Eukaryota, Metazoa, Chordata, Actinopteri, Carangiformes, Carangidae. Gene Ontology annotation, molecular function: actin filament binding. Gene Ontology annotation, cellular component: actin cytoskeleton. The transcript is spliced from 23 exons. The coding region runs from base 191 to 2374 and encodes 727 amino acids. Gene Ontology annotation, biological process: lamellipodium assembly; cytoskeleton organization. The record is from RefSeq and is a predicted model, not a curated record.
AGAGAUAGUGAGGGACAGAGCGCUCACUCUCUGCUCUCAUCUAGUAUUACACCAGAGCUGCAGAGUGUACAGAGGAUGUGUCGCAACACCAUCAGAGGACUCUGAAAAGAUUGGUUUUGGAUAUUAUCUAUAAGUAUUAUCAUUAAAGGACAUAACAAUAUAUCACAUCUGGGAAAACAGCUGAGUGACAAUGCCAGAGGAAAAAGUGUUUCAGCAGCAGGCGGUCCACAGCCCUCUGGAGCAGCAGAAGCAGAGGCAGAAGCAGAAGCAGGGCGGAGGGGGACCCAUCCCCUGUCAGAACUGUGGGCUGCCCUGCAAAGGAGAGGCCCUCCGAGUUCAGAACAAACACUUCCACAUCAAGUGCUUCGUCUGUAAAGUGUGCGGUUGUGAACUGGCCCAGGGAGGCUUCUUCGUGCGGCAGGGUGAAUACAUCUGUACUCUGGACUACCAGCGACUGUACGGGACUCGUUGCUUCAGCUGCCAGGACUUCAUUGAAGGGGAGGUGGUGUCCGCCUUGGGCAAGACCUACCACCCCCGCUGCUUCGUCUGCGCCUCCUGCAAACAGCCGUUCCCGGCUGGCGACCGAGUGACAUUUAACGGGAAGGAGUGUAUCUGCCAAAAGUGUACCCAGCCUUUGCCUGCCAACAGCCCUGCACCCAUACAGGCUGUCCACAAUUGCUGCGGCUGUGGGAAGGAGUUUAAGAAUGAACAGUCUCUUGUAGCACUGGACAAGCACUGGCACCUGGGAUGCUUCAAGUGUAAAGUCUGCAACAAGGUGCUCAAUGCCGAGUACAUCAGCAAGGAGGGGAUCCCCUACUGUGAGAUGGACUACCACGCCAUGUUCGGCAUCCAGUGCGAGAGCUGCAAGAAGUACAUCACUGGGAAAGUCCUGGAGGCUGGAGAGAAGCAUUACCACCCCACAUGUGCCCGCUGUGCCCGCUGUGAGCAGAUGUUUGCAGAGGGAGAAGAAAUGUACCUGCAAGGAUCUUCUAUCUGGCAUCCUCCGUGCAGACAAGCAGCCAAGCAGGAGGAGAAGAGUAAGAAGCAGGUCCGGAUACAGCUCAGUGACGUCCCUGAGCAACAGGUGACCCGGACUUCUUCUGAGAGCAUCACCUCUGUCCCAGCAUCCAGCGCCUCCGGCUCUCCAAGCAGAGUCAUCUAUGCCAAAUUAGGAGAGGAGAUGCUGGACUACAAGGACCUGGCAGCUCUUCCAAAGACCAAGGCCAUCUACAACAUCGACAGGCCUGACAUGCUGUCCUACUCUCCGUACGUCAGCUACCCAUCUGAGGAGAGGCACUACGGAGAGUCCCCCCAGCUGCUUUCUCCUACUCCUACUGAGGGUGAUGGGGAGAAGUCACCCCGUCAGAGAAGGCCCUCCAGUCCCAGCUCCAACAGCUCCCUGGGGGGCCAUGGACGUUAUACCCCAUCCCGCUCCCCUCAAAACUACAGCCGAGCAGGGCCAGAGUUAUACCUUGGCGAUAGAUACAGCAGCCAGGCCCGUGACUCCAGUUCUCUUCCUUUGCCCCCAGCCCUCAUGGGUGGCAUUAAGUACCCUUUCAACUGGGCCAGGGACUCAUCCUCCCUCCCUGUUCACUAUUCUGGUGGGACCGAAGGGAGUGGAGGUGGUGGUGGCGGCAAGUACUCACCCACACCAGCAGGUGGCAGUACAGGCUUGUCUUUACACCUAAACCCCACCACCCUGGCCAUGCUGAAGCAGCACAACUACAUCCCUUACUUCAGAGGUAGUGAAAGUGGUCGAAGUACCCCCAGCUUAUCCACCUAUUCUGAUGGCAAAUCCCCCUCAUCUACCUCUACAUACGUGGCUGCUCCCCGGCAUUUCCACAUACCAGAGACUAUGGUCAAAGAUAAUAUCUAUAGAAAACCCCCCAUCUACAAGCAGCAUGCUUCUAGAACCUCCUGGCAGGAUGGGGAGGAUAGUAAGAGGACCAGUUGGAUGAUCUUGAAGAGUGAGAUUGAAGGACAUAUGGGUGCAGAAGACCUGGACCCUCGCAAGUCCACCUGCAGUCUGCCCACCGACACCUCCCAGCCAAAUUUCCCCUACAAUAAGUCUGCGUCUUUACCCGGAUAUGGAAGGAAUGGCAUCUACAAGGCUGCAGAGAUGGUGGAGGAUGAAGUGGACCCAGACUCCCAGAGCUGGGGAGGAAUGAGAGAGUACAAGGUCUACCCUUAUGAAAUGCUGGCAGUGACACAUAGAGUGAAAGUGAAGCUUCCCAGAGAUGUAGAUCGCACCAGACUGGAGAGACACCUAUCUCCUGAGGACUUCCAGAUGGUUUUCGGCAUGACCCUGGAGCAGUUCGAUCGCAUGGCCCUCUGGAAGAGGAACGACAUGAAGAAGAGGGCACACCUUUUUUAGACAGACAAGAAAAAGCGCCGAGUAACAUCUCAACAACCAACCAUCCUGUCUGGAAGAAAGCAGAAAAGAGAAAAACCAACCCAUUUGAAAUCUCUAUAUAUGCACCGCCAUGAUACCCCCUACUUUCCACCUGUACAACGCCAUGCCAUCCGCCUGUGAUGUCACGGAGAGGCGCUCCGUGCAGGAACAUUCUCACCUUGAGGCAGCAUCUAGAGCUUUUUGUAUGCUAUGUGGUCCAAAUGUUUGACUGACAACCUUACAUAAGAGGAUGAGGAGCUGCGUUUGCAUGGCCUGUGUUGAUGCUCCUCGCCUUCCAUGCGGUUUUUUCUGACACCCAUCCCGACGCCUUCACACACCCUGGCAAAUAUAACACAUUUUUCAUCCGCAGCGAGUUUUCUUUUAUUCAUUUCAUCUGUUUACUGCUCUGCAUUUUCUCUCUCACUGUCUCCGCAUCAUUUGGAAGUUGUUCUCCCUGCACCGACUGUUACAUUGUCGAGCCAGUUCAUUUUUUACCAUUGCUUUACAAAAGUGAAGAGACUGCAGACUUGUACACACUCACUGUUCAAGCAUGUCAAGGCAAAAGACAGAGAUAAGAAACAACUUCAGCCUCUCUGAUCUCUCCCUUCAGAAUCUGUCAAAAAGCACCUUAUCAAUCGCUUUUGUUUUCCAUUUCCCUUCAUGUUCAGUCAGAGAAGUUGCGAAAGACCGGCCAGGUAGUUUUGAUAAAUGUGACCUGAUACUUUUGAAUGCGGUCACAUAUCUUACGCAAGCCUCUCGUAAAUCAGCACAGACAGGGAGAGCCAGGGCUGGAUGAGGGCCAGAACUGGGUGGGGGGGUGGGGGGUUGGGGGGUGGAAGAGAAAACGUACAGUACAGUUUCGGGGUAUGCAAAGGUAUCAACAUAUGCAGGAAUGCCAGAGUGACAUGCACUCGCAUUAAAAAAAAACACAAAAAACAAUGACAAAAGAAAUUAUUUUUAUAAGCUAUUUUUGACUUCUGGAAAGGAUCAUUUCACCAAUCAUGAAACACAGCUGAGAGAAAUCAUGAUUUUGUUACAAGAAUAAGGCCACGUUGACUUUAAGCUUCAGAGACCUGCAGCAGCACUUAAGCCAAACAAGUGAGGUCUUGCUUGAUUUAAAUCUCAAUAAUAUAACUGUGUUAUAUCUUCUCAGAUAGUGGUCUAACUCCUUAUAUGUUUGUUGUUUGAAAGCAUUGUUGUGUGCAGUACAAGCUACACAUAUAAGCUAAAGUCUACCAGUUUUGCUUGAUUUUCUGGACAGUAAAUUGAUCAACUUGUCAACUAACAUACUGUAAAAUGUAUAUAAACAUAUACUGGACAUAUGCCAGAUAUAUCUGUCUGUAUACAAUCCAUGGUGUAUAACUCUUCAGGCAUGCAUGAAGAUGGGAGAAUGGGGUUUGUCCACUGACCUCAGAUUAGAAAUGUAUGAAAACAUUAUCAUCAAUGUGUUUUGAGUGAUUGAUUCUUUUUUGGUUAAAGUAUGUCAAAUGAAAAUACCUGGGUUAGCUGCUUACAUUAGCUUGUGUUAGGUAUUUAUUUAAUUGCAAUAUUAAGGAUGGGAUUUUAUUUUGAAAUCUCAAGGGUGUAGUGUCGAGUAUAUAGCAUCACCAAGAAGAAAGCUUUCGGACAGAGACAUAUCAAAUUUUAAGUUUAAUCUGAGUGUCAAAUAAAAGAUUUGCUCCUGUACGUAACACACUAACUGUUGUCAUAAAGCAUCAUGUCAUCUUUCUAACAUUCAUGUGCUAUUAAAGUGCUUUAUCCAAAACUCA